Molecule: messenger RNA, 1244 nt
Organism: Hyalella azteca
Lineage: Eukaryota; Metazoa; Arthropoda; Malacostraca; Amphipoda; Hyalellidae
Exons: 4
Coding region: 52-456 (134 amino acids)
Biological process (GO): sensory perception of taste
Cellular component (GO): membrane
Source: RefSeq, a predicted model, not a curated record
GCAUUUUUAGUUUUCCAACAAAUUGAUUUUCUCUGCAUUUGCCUGGCCACCAUGUACCCAGAUUUUCCAAAAAUUAGAAACCUCGUCGCAGUCUUUCUUGUGCCACGAGCUCUGCACAUUUGGCUUCUCAUCGACUCACAGACGGGAUACGCGCAAUCGUGUACAGACGUCAUUCAACGCACCAAGAAGCUGAUCAUAAAGAGCAAUAGAGACGGACACAGCACGCAGAAAAUAUGGCAUCUGCGCGGCAUCCAAAAUGAGCUGGAGCGCAUGCCUCGCUUCACGAUCUUUGGGCUCUUCGAGCUGGGCCGACACUGCCUCCUGUCGAUGCUUUCAUUGCUUCUAACGUACGUCAUCAUCGUUGCACAGUUCGUGAUGAGCUCCAAUCCCGUGACAUGCAGCAACGUACAGCAUCUCUAUUCGUCAAAGGAUCGAGAGCCAGUUUCUCACGUUUGAUCGUGUUAUCGCCUUUCAGCCUUACACGUUAAGAACAACAUAGAAUAUUGAUAAUAUGCAGGUUUAAAUACGAGUACUUAACUGGUUUUGAAUGUGAAAAAUAAUCUAUCAAUGAGAGUUGGAAUUCCGCACCAUUGCGUUUACAUUUUAUUCUUUCAUGCUGUAAAAAAAAGUUUAACGAUAUUGAUUGCUAGAUGAUGAUUCUUGUAUUCGAAUUUUACGGUCAUUCUAUCCGCCAUUUAUUGGUGACUAUAGAUAUAUUUCGUGUUAUAGUGCAAGCAGCUCGCACCACAGGCUAGUGAACACUGAGCAAUUGCCAGACCGCCGUUAAAUCAAAACGAUGGGUUAUACUAUUUCUGCCAAAGAUAAGCUAGGAUAGUGACAAGUUGACGCUCACAUAUAAUAUCAUCCAGGCAGGAGCAAACGAUAAUUCUACGCGGUAAAUAGUAUAAUAAUUUGAAGCACAAAAUGCUUAAAUAAUGCAUAAACUAGGCAAAAUACGAGACAAGUUAUACUUAUUUACUGCGCAAAGAAUUUCAAUAAGUAAAUGCUUGCAAAAAAACUCUCUGGCACUGUAUUUUCUUCUAUCUAGGUGAGCAUAGCUGCUUUAAACUCGUAGCACAAAAUGGAGGUUGGAUAAAAAUCUAUAGAUAGUAAACAUGAAGAAUUUAGGUGAAAUUCUUCGGAAUGCAUUUCAUAUUCAACUAUGAUGCUAUAUGAUUUCUGUAAUACACAAAUUCUUAAUUAGGAGGAGGAUCUUUCUCUCCACGUUAUUCAGCACCGCUAAA